This is a messenger RNA of Theobroma cacao (cacao), 1197 nucleotides long. Lineage: Eukaryota; Viridiplantae; Streptophyta; Magnoliopsida; Malvales; Malvaceae. The record is from RefSeq and is a predicted model, not a curated record.
AUGAACGCAAGCAGAGUCGUUUUGGUAAUGUUAGCUUUACUUUUGAUCAGCCAAAUUGUCACAGAAGCCCGGUCACAUUCCCAUCAUAGAGGUCAAAAAGAAGAACUAAGAACAAGAAGAGGAAGCAGUAGAAGUAGGGGCAGUGGCGGGAGAAGAGCGAGUAGAUCUUCAAACUGUGAUCCAUUUUUCCUGUACCUGUUUGGAACCUGUGGUCAAUGGCCUUUCCCAACUGCUCCCUCUCCAGAUAACCCAUUUGAGCCCACACCAAGGCCCUCCCCUCGACGGAGAUCGCCACCGUUGCCCCCACCGGUUGUACAACCCCCUUUACUACCUUCUCCUCCUCCAUUACUCCCAUCACCACCACCACCCAUCACUUCCCCACCACCAUCAUCUCCACCACCAUCGCCCCCUCCUCCAUCACUCCCACCCCCAUCACCACCGCCACCAUUUCCGUCACCACCUCCACCAUUAGUGCCGUCACCACCACCACCAUCAAUCUCACCUCCAACUUUACCAUUUGUAUUCCCACCGCCACCACUAGUCUCUUCACCACCUCCACCUGAAAUCACUCCAUCCCCAAUCUUUCCAUGGCUAUCUCCUCCAGAUAUAAACGCAGACACCCCGCCCAUUCGACUUUUCUCACCACCGCCGGACCUUUUUCUUCCGCCACCGGAAGAAGAUACUCCCCCAGAUGAGUUGACACCAGCACCACCUCUAGUCCCAUUUUUUUCUCCGCCAGAUGAAUUCAGACCAGCAACGCCACUUCUGCCCAUAUUUGCUCCACCAUCGGAGCCAAACUUGCCACCGGAUGAGUUUCAACCAGCACCACCAUUUUUGCCCAUAUCUUUUCCACCACCAGCACAAGAUUUUCCGCCUGAUGAGACUGAACCGACACCGCUCGUCCCAAUAUUUUCUUCACCACCCGAGCCUCCACAAAUUCCAUUGCUACCACCAGAACAACCCUUUACAUUUACACCACCUAUUGAAACAAACCCUGGUGCACCAAAUCUUUUUCUGCCACCUCCAGUAAUUCCUGCUAUCCCCGAGAUUCCUGAUCAGCAGGCACUUCCAUUUUCUUCCACUCCACCAGCGCCAGAUACCGGUUUCGUCGAGCCAGUGCAGCCGAUGUCACCUCCACAGCCUUUCUUGCCACCAUUCCAGCUUCCUCCAUCUGAUUCGCCUCCUUUUAAGAGUUAA